CCCAUUUUGCAAACAGUGCUGCACCAGUUGAGUAGUCCUCGACUUACGACCAGUUGAGUAGUCCUUGACUUACGACCGGUUGGGGGGUCGCGGCAUUCAAAAGGUUGAGAACCACUGGGCUAAAGGCUCACCUGGGCCGCGGUGGUGGUCAUCCCUAAAACUAGUAACGGACAGGAGUGGGCCGUUGUUAAAGUUGUUCUGACUGUGCUCCUUCUGGUUCCUCCCCACCCAAAAUGAGUUUUCCCAACCGGCCUAACAAGAAUCGUCCCAGAGGAUCUGGGAGACAGCUGCAAAGGGCAUCGCCAGCUGCAGACUGUGAAAGUGCCCUGCUUUUACGCGUGACUUCCUUCUCUCACUUUUCCUCAAGAGUUUGAUUGCCGUCUCUGGUCAGCUUCUGCAAAGCCUGGAAAGUUGGGCCCGGGUCUCCAAUCGCACAAACGGAGUACAUUUUGCUACACACUCGGUGGGGCUGGAAGGCUUUUUUCGCCCACCCAAGAGACACUUAACAAGGACUGACCGGUUGGAUCGCCUUGCCGUCCAGGGGACUCGCAGUCUUCUCCAUACCCAGUUCCAGCAAACCAUUCGAUCACGGUACAAUUUCUAUCCAGCAAAGACCAGCGUCUGUUUCCCAAGGAAAAGAGCUACGGGAACCGGACCUGCCAAACGAGACGUUUCCUGCACAGACGUUCUGCUAGGGCAAGAGUUUCCCAACCUUGGCUAACUUUUUAAGAGGUGUGGACUUCCAACGCCUGGAAGACAGGUCAUAAAACGAGGGAGCCAAACUCUCGGAACAAACCUCUGGCUUAACCACCAAAACGUAGGUCUCCGUUGCGGACGUAAGUCGAGGACCCCCUGCUCUCCUUCAAGAAAGCCCUCUGGAGCUGAGGACCGGUCUUUGCAAAACUGCUGGAAGUUCCUCAUCUCGGAGGGUGACCAGGAGCAGGUGCCAUGCCCGGCUGAGUGCCCCCAUGAGCCCGGCCGCCCCGUCUGUGCCUCUGACGGGAUGUUUUACCCGUCGCCCUGCGCCUUCCAGAAAGCCCGCUGUCGCCAUCCCACCCUGCAGGUUUGGCCCCGUUUCCGCUGCAGAGGAGCCGCCCAGCGCGAGAACAACCGUGCCAAUUUGACCCGGUGUCAAGAAGACCGAGCAGCCGCCCUGGCCAAAUCCCGGCGCCAGACGCACGCCCCCUACGUGCCCGAAUGUAGCGAGAACGGAGCCUUCAUGGAGGUCCAGUGCCAUAAACAAACCGGCUACUGCUGGUGCUCCUCGCCGGAAGGCAAGCCAAUCGCGGGAACGUCCGCCCUGAACCGAGCGCCCAAUUGCACAGGAAUGGAUUCAGUGGGAACUUCGUGGCAAGAUGCUAAUUCUUCUAAGCGAGAUGACAUUAAACCCUCUGUAAUAGCUGCCUUCCACCUCUUUUCCUCUCUGAACGCAGAAGAAGGUGGUGCCAGCCCUCGGCCUACUCAGCCGAGCCCCCUGCCCCGCAGGCAGCCAGAAAGUACCACUUUGCCUUUCCUGAUUCCCGUCAUCCUUCCGGAUUUCAAGGCCAACCACACGGUCAAACCGGCUCCAGAAUAUCCACCGUCGUGCGAACAGGAACGGCGGGAAGCCAUCCACGAGGCCCGCCAGCACCAGCAGGAGGGCACUUUCAUCCCGGAGUGCGAAGGCGACGGCUCCUACAAAGAGGUGCAGUGUCACCAAGCCACAGGCUACUGUUGGUGCGUGCGAGUGGGCACCGGACGCCCCAUCCCAGGGACCUCGACCCGAAACUUUCCUCCGGACUGCGAAGCUGAUGCAGCAACCAAGAGCACAGAAUUAGGGUCCUUGUUCCGAGAUCGAAUCCUGCCAGGUUGUCCUGGGUCAAAGAAGACACAAUUCCUUACACAACUGAUCAAAGCUUUAAGCUCCCACAUGCUGCAGUCCAGGCUGAUGACCAUUCCCUACCGCAGGUUUCCGGAUUCCUUGGCGGCCCCCAGCCUGGAGGAGCGGGCCGUGCGCUGGCAGUUCACCUAUCUGGACAGGGACUUCAGCAACGGCGUGAGCGAGCGGGAGCUGCGCCCCUUCAAGCAGUACAUGAAGCAGAACACCCGACCCAAACGCUGCGCCCGCAAGUUCCUGGAUUACUGUGAUCUCAGCGGCAACAAGCUGAUCUCGCUGCCCGAAUUCAGAGGCUGUUUGGGGCUCAGCUAACCUACCGGUUUUCUCUCCCGCAAAAGGGCGUGGAAUCUCUCUCUCUCUCUUUCUCUCUCUCUCUCCCCCACGUUCCUGCCUCCCAUGGCUGACGCUCUGCACUUUAAAGAAGGGGACUGGAUUCUCUGCCAAGAAUUACGAGGACGUUUCGGCAGCAGGGAAGAACUAGCCGGAGAAUCGGUGCCCGCCAAGUCCAGCCCGCCCGUUCCCCCCUGGAUUUGCUCCUUUCCGCUUUAAAAAUGUCCAUAGGAGACGCUGCAGUAAUCCGCUGUCUUCGUAGAUUUUGUAAUAGUGACGGUAUUUUUAAUCCUCGCUUUAUUUUUCACGGUGUCCUUCGAAAGGAAAAAAUCUGACCGUCGGAGGAGGAGGAGGAUGGCCGUCUCUGAGCGUUUUUAAAAACUUGUAUUUUUUUUUUCCAAAUAAAAGGGCAAUUCCCCCCAUCUAAGUCCCUGGGGAAAAAUAAGCUGAAUUUUAGAACCAACUUCUAGUCUUAUCCGCAAUAGGCUAUUCGAACCAAUAAAUUAUAUACAAGGAAGGAAGA
Molecule: messenger RNA, 2729 nt
Organism: Crotalus tigris (Tiger rattlesnake)
Lineage: Eukaryota; Metazoa; Chordata; Lepidosauria; Squamata; Viperidae
Product: SPARC-related modular calcium-binding protein 1-like
Exons: 14
Coding region: 1004-2188 (394 amino acids)
Biological process (GO): extracellular matrix organization
Cellular component (GO): basement membrane
Molecular function (GO): protein binding; heparin binding; extracellular matrix binding
Source: RefSeq, a predicted model, not a curated record